GGCAGAUCUAUCCGAUGUGAUCCUGCCGAGCUCCGUCAGAUGCGGCCGGGAUGAAUGCAGCGCGCCAUCUUUGCCACUCGGCGGCCAACGGCGUCCGCCUCGUCUGUCGGGCAGCUUCGUCAUCGGCAGCGGCAUCAUCGGCAUCAGCAGCAGCAGCAACGAUGACAGUGAGGCGCCGUGUGAGCAUCGUGAGCGAUGCGGAGGAGUGCUGUCGAGAGGUGGAUGACCAUCUGCGGGGCUGUGACCGGGUGGCCAUGGACUGCGAAGGCGUCAUGCUGGGGCGGUUUGGGCGGCUCUGCCUCGUGCAGGUGAGGCGGGUGGGGUGGCCAGACCACAUGGAUGGAUGACAGACAGCAAAUUAUAUUGACGGUAGACAGACACGUGGAUGACUAGACAGCUUUGCGAUGCUGUGUGUGUGUGUCAUGGAUUGUAUGUGUGUGUGGUCAGUUGUCAACUCGCGAGCGGAUAUUGGUGUGUGACGCGCUCAAGACGGGUGUGGUGGAGGCGCUCAAGCCGAUACUUAGCGACCCGAACAUCAUCAAGGUAGGUGAGCCCCGCCACGCACACAUCAAAUCAAGACAGCAGCUGCCUGCCUGCCUUGAUGCAUUCAUGUGCGUGUGUCGUGUCAGGUGUGCCACGACUGCCGUGAGGACUCAUCCGCCCUCUACCACCAGCACGGCGUCCUUCUGCGGAGCGUCUUCGACACGCAGGUCGCCUACAGGCUGCACCUCCAGAGGACGCGCACAGACCAGGGCAAAGGAAUGGCAGAGGGGAGCUCGCCCUACGACGAGCACGGCGGCAGCGAUAGCAGCGCCUAUGCCUUCGAUGCGCCACUGGCCGUGCCGCUCAAAGCUUUCCUCGACAUCAGGUGGCCUGGUGUGGCGCAUGGAUGGGCAUGGAUGGAUGGAUGGAUGGCUAUCAUAGGGAGCGGUUUGGUUUCUGUGUGUAUCAGCACGCCGCCGUCUCGUGAGAUGAAGCAGCGGAUGAGCGACGAUCCGACUCUGUGGUUCCGCCGGCCGCUGGGUGCCGACCUGCUUCGGUAUGCCAUGGAGGGGGUGCGGCACCUCAUACCUCUCAUGGACGCAAUGACGCGCAAGGGCAGCAGUGCUGCCGCUACGGGCGGUGCUGGUGGUGGUGGCAGUGAUGCACAAAUCGGUCGGUCGGUCAGCCAGGGAAUGAAUGGAUGGAUGGAUGGAUGGAUGGAGGGACAGAUGACCAUUGUGUUGUGUUGACUUGUGCUGUGCAGAUGUGGAUAGUGUGUUGAGUGCGUCGCAGCGGUAUGUGGAUUACCGUGUGUUGAAUAGCGGCUUCGAUAGGCCGGCAGACAUCGCCACCAGAGGGACUAAUGUACAGGGUGGGUGCGGGGCGCCAACACACACACACACACACAGACAAGAGUGCAUGUGUGUGUUUGUAGGUGUGCUGGUGUCUCGUGUGCCGUCCAAGCUGCUGUUCAAGCUCAAUUGUGGCCGGCAGGGAGUGGUGUCGACGCUGUCAGCCAUCAAGCGGUUCAGGGAUGUGCAGAUUGGUACGAAUGCGCAGAGAGCAGGGAAGCACCACACAGUCUACGUCUGUCUGUCUGUGUGUCUGUCUGUCUGCAGGUGAGGUGGCUGACUGUGUGGUGUCGAAUGUCAGCGUCGACGGCAACUACGUCUACCUCGACAGGUAGGUACCUACACACACUGCCACACACACACACACACACACUCUCACACACACACACACACAUCUGUGUGUGUGCCUGUCUGUGUAUGUAUCUGCCACCACUCAUUCAUCGAUCAAUCAGGUUUGAUGCGCUUCACGACUACUGGAGCCUCAAACAAAGGUAUGCGUGUGUGACACACACAGCACCAAUGCGCCAACAUGACAUCCAAGUCUGUGUCGUGUGUGUGUGUGUGUGUGUGGGUCUCAGGCCAAAGAGCCACUACCGCCCCACCCGACAAGCGGUGGGAGAGCGAGGGGCCCACAGUACUGCACACCCCAUCCACCUCCCACCCACCACCUGUCUGCCCGUCUGCCUUUUCUUGUCCUUUUCAGGACGAGCAUGAAACGGCAGACCCUCUCCUGGUGCCGCAGGUCGACCCCACAGACCACGACGCACACAUGCACCAAGACGACGGCCGGUGAGUGACCGACCCAGUGGAUGAGUGAACGCAGUUGCCGGCUGCCACGCCAUGGCUGGGUCUCACACACGGGCAAGGCAGUGUAAUCGAUGCCAUUCAUGGUUGCGCAGUGGGCUGUGUCGGUCGGUUGUGUUGGUGUGCAUUUUUGGCACUGCGUACGUAAUGAGGACUGACUGUGAGAUAGAUAUGACAACCUUGAUUGUCUGUCCCAGCUGGGCUGCAGCUAUUGUGCAAUGUGUGUCGAAGGCUGGUGGCUGAAUGUCAUUGGCAACG
Molecule: messenger RNA, 2396 nt
Organism: Vitrella brassicaformis
Lineage: Eukaryota; Vitrellaceae
Source: the annotation of a GenBank genome assembly